Trichoderma atroviride IMI 206040 is the source of this 2018-nucleotide messenger RNA. RefSeq lists its product as uncharacterized. Gene Ontology annotation, biological process: calcium ion transmembrane transport; intracellular calcium ion homeostasis. Gene Ontology annotation, molecular function: calcium:proton antiporter activity. The record is from RefSeq and is a predicted model, not a curated record. Gene Ontology annotation, cellular component: membrane. NCBI's taxonomy places the organism in Eukaryota, Fungi, Ascomycota, Sordariomycetes, Hypocreales, Hypocreaceae.
GCGUGCGCCUGACGCAGUUUGUCUGACCUUUUCACUCUUUUCUUCCUCCUCCUCUUCUUUUCUAUACUUUCAAAACGCGCAACACGUUUUAUAGACGUCUCUUUUUCUCGACGCUCUUUGUUUGACACGAGUUGUACACGUGCUUCUGGACUAAUCUACACUGCCUCCCUCACUUUACUCUGCCCUAGUAUUAGGUAGCAUACGCCCUAUCCGACGUAGACCAGGUCUGGUAGUACCGAAUAAUCCAUAUCUUUUGUCUCUUCUGCUGGAAUAGCUGGCCGUGCCCUUCAUCGACAGAUCGCGGCCUGGCUGGAGCGGCGCCUAGUCCCGGUAGCUAGAUGGCUCUCAUUGUGGAUAUUGUGCGAUCGGUCCUGUGCACGUCGUGGCUUAACCUUUUGCUUGUCUUUGUUCCUGUCGGAUAUGUUUCUUAUUUCAUCGGCCUCAACUCUACGAUAAUCUUCGUCUUCAACGCUCUCGCUAUUGUACCUUUAUCGUCUUUACUUACCGACGUCACGGAGAAGAUUGCCAGCGAUGCUGGCGAUACCAUUGGUGCCAUCCUCAACAUCAGCCUCGGCAACCUUGUCGAGCUGAUAUUAUUUGUCGCCCUCAAGAAUGACCAAAUCCGAGUCGUCCAAGCGUCCAUUCUUGGAUCUAUUCUUGUGAAUCUGCUCUUGAUUCUGGGCUCGGCGCUUCUAACGACCAAGCUCCCCGACCAAGAGUUCCUCCACGAUGCCGCCGGCACACAGCUACUCGGAUCGCUGCUGUUUGUGUCGGUGUUUACUUUCUUGAUGCCUACUGCCUUUGACCACACAUUCAGAGGACAAGAAGGCGCUGAGGGCAUGAGCCUGAAGAUGAGCAGAAUAUCUGCUGUCAUGAUCCUGCUCAUUUACAUCCUUUACUUUUUCCACGAAAUCAAAUCUCGCACGCCCCCUCACGACCUCGAAGCCGUACCCCACGACGAAGACGCCGACGACGUUACGUUGAUACACGACGCUGAUCAGGUCCCUCUUCGACCUAUGCCUCUUUCUUCAGAAACCCUACACGCUUCGCAAGCCACCCACAGAGUCGUCAGAUUCGUCGACGUUAGCCCCAUAUCAGAACAUGCUCCUCUGAAAGAUGGCGAGCGGGAUAGCUUGGACGGUCUAGACCACGAGACUGAGCUGGAAAACGAAGACUAUCUCGAAAACGGAGAGCCAAAGGAAGAAGCAGGAGAGGGCUUCCAAAACUCUCGACGAGCCAGGACACGAGGCCGCUCAUUAUCGUUGGGCUCAAGCAGGGGAGCACUGAGCGAGACGUCGGAAGGAGGAGACCGAACGGAACUGAUGGCGCCAUAUCUCACGACGAGACAGAUUCUUCGCGACAGCCACGUCAACCUCGACCGUAUCGUCGCCAAGCCGAAGCGAGUCUCGUUUGGACCCAGGAUCGAUCGCAUCAUCUCCUACGUGAUGCUCAUCAUCACGUCAGCGCUCAUGUCCGUGUCCGCCGAGUUCCUCGCCAGCGCCAUCGACGAUGUGAUUCGACAGGGCCACCUCUCAGAGUCUCUCAUUGGUCUGAUCAUCAUGCCAAUUAUCGGAAACGUCGCCGAGUACGCCACUGUGGUUAUUGUCGCCGCAAGAGACAACAUGGGUCUUGCACUGGCGGUUUCUGUGGGCUCGUCUAUCCAGAUUGCAUUGUGUGUGACCCCCUUGACGAUUAUUGCGGGCUGGAUCAUGGAUCGUCCGUUGAUGUUGACCUUCAACCUGUUUGAGAUCGCCACGCUGUUUGGAUCGGUCUUGUUGGUGAACUUUUUGAUUUUGGGCGAAGGCGUCAGUGGUCCGCUGCGGUCCAGUGGGCUGAAGGGUGGCCUGAUGUGUGCAUGUUAUGUGAUUAUUGGACUUGGGGCUUUUCUGUCUCCUUAAUACAAUUGGCGAUAUCGGACCUGUUUUUAUAUAUAGAGCUUAUGCAUUGGAAGCCGAGCCAAAUGAUUAGAUGCAUCAAAUAGAGAUAAUCAUAAUGAAGAAAUUAAACAAGUAAAACUA